Adineta ricciae is the source of this 399-nucleotide messenger RNA. Lineage: Eukaryota; Metazoa; Rotifera; Eurotatoria; Adinetida; Adinetidae. The record is from the annotation of a GenBank genome assembly.
AUGCAAUUAAUUCGAAGAAAUCNGGCUCAACAUACAGCGUCGAUCCUAACAGACGGAACGAUACUAAUUGCAGGUGGAUGCUGUCCUAUUCUCAAGAGUGCUGAAUUGUAUAAUAUAUCAACAAAUACUUGGACAAUAACCGGAAGUAUGAAUGUUGAACGAAGAUUUCAUACAGCAUCGGUCUUAUCAAACGGGAAAGUGUUAGUAGCUGGCGGACAAGGAAGCGGUUCUCUAAACAGUGCGGAAUUGUAUGAUCCAUCAACGGGUAUGUGGACAAUUACUGGGAAUAUGAGUUUUGCACGAAAUUAUCAUACAGCAUCGAUCUUAUCAGAUAACACUGUAUUAGUGACUGGUGGAAUUGAUAGUAAUACUCUGAAUAGUGCCGAAUUGUAUGGUUAA